AGCUCUUGGUGUAACACAUAUAUAUAAUUUUUGGGUUAUCUUGCGUACUGUUUACCAUUUGCUGCGUAAUUUUUUCCACAUUGUGUCGUACCCCUGAUUUUUUCUGCCUCGAGAACAACUCAGUCCUUUGUUAUUUUAAACAAAAAAAUCAUCAGACAAAUAAAUAAAAUUUGUUAUAUUCACACUCGGAAGAAGCCUAAAAAAGUCACGAUAAAUAUUAAUCGAGACAUUAAGAAACAAAAAUGAGUUCAACGGAGAACAUCAUUUCAUGGCUUAAUGUAACUGAAUGCAAAACACCUGAAGAGCGUAACAAACAUUUGGAAAAUUGUAACAAUAUUUUAAUCCACUCAGUGGGCUGCAGUGAAUCAAAUUGUCCAGUUGAUAAUUGCGGUUCAAUAAAAUCAUUAGUGGCCCACAGUAAACAAUGCGCUGUUCCAUUUUUUCGUCGAAUUUAUUUACACGAAUCUUGUCAGCUCUGUAAAAAUCUAUUUACUCUUCGUUUUUAUCAUGCUAAAGUAUGUGAUAAUUUAUCCAACUGCCGUGUCGACGGCUGCGGGAAAUUUAAAAAAUUAUCAAUAAAAUUAGACCCGAGGCGUAAAGGGCGAUUCCUUGGAAUAACAGAUGUUAAAAGUAAUGACAGUAAUUCGGAAUUAUCAGUAAGCGGUGGCCGAGUUGUAAAACGAACUGCCAAUUGUUUGCAACAAAAAUUAAGAGACGUUCAGCUGAUAAGGGGAUUUGCUUCUAUGAAUAUCGACAAGGAGUCUUCUGUUGGUGACUGCAAAGAUGACGAUCAUGAAGAAAUUAAAAUAAUAACUUACGUUAAUGGAGACGCUAAAGUUGUCAAGACCUACAAGGUACCAAAUUUUAAGAAGCUCAUGUUCCUCAAAAGACGCUCAAAAAUUCUUCGCAGUGGAGAUGCUGACAAGAAGAGUAAUCUCUUAGGAAAUCCGGUUUCUUAUUUUUCACAAAUAAAAAUAGACAAUGUCACUUCCAGUGGAUUGCAAGCCAGAAUGAUUGAGACUCAUGGCAGUUCUGCAUCAGCAAUUGUUGGUGACGUAAAACAAUUUAUGAGUAAAGAAGACGAAGUCCUUGAUGGAAUCGCUGCUAUGAAUAUCGACGACCCGAUUCCUUCGACUGAUGCUUGAGUUUGAAGGGUCACGACUGAAAAUUACAUUUAUUAUUUUAUUUUUACUUAAAACUGUUCAAUGCCUGAAGUAGUGGGUUGGGUAGCAGAAGAGUAAGCCUGGAUUUUAAUAAUUUAAUGAUUAGUUAAGGUUUUUUUUUACCGCUUUAUAAUUUAUCUAUAUAAAUUCCGUAGAACUUAAGGAGGGAAACGGGUCUGAAAUACCAAAAAAAGAAGAUAUUUUUGUGAUUUUUUUUUUUUUUUUCAGAGUAUCUUCGUUAUUAAAAUUCUCAAACUUUGUGACAUUAUUAAGCAUCAGUCCAAGAAUAUUCUGCUAAAUUUUCAUAAAAAAAUAUUUAAAAAUAAGCCAGUGGUAGUGGGGAGAGACGAGUCACCUCAAAAAAAGUCUCCAUACCGUAGGCAGGAUAACUCAUGACUGCCUCAUCUGAAAUCAAAACAUAAGUUCAUUUUGGAUUUGAACGAAGGAACAAACAGAAUAUUCAUUUUUGAAUUUUUGGUAAAGUUGCCAUAAAAAACUCUGGUUUUUACCAAAAAUUGCUCCUUUUAUUUAAUUAAAAAAUAAGUAGUCAUUGGAAAAAAAAAAUCUUUCGUUCAGAUCUCAGAUAAACUUAUAUACUAAAGAAAUCUUUUCGGUUUUUUUAUUUCAAAUGAUGCAGUCAUGAGUUAUCCUGCCCACAGCAUGGACACUUUUUAAGGUUACUCGUCUCUCCCCACUACCACUGGCUUAUUUUUCAAUAUUUUUUUAUGAAAAUUUAGCAGAAUAUUCUUGGACUGAUGCUUAAUAAUGUCACAAAUUUUUAAAAUUUUAAUAACGAAGAUACUCUAAAAAAAAAAUCACAAAAAUAUCUUCUUUUUUUUUAUCUCAGACCCGUUCCCCCCCUUAAAGGUUUAAUAUUUUUUUUUUAAUUAUUUGUCUCGCAAAUAUAUCCGAGGCAUUUUUUUUUAAGAUAAAGUUCAAUAAUUUUAAAGCAAUAAAUUAUAACUACUGACUAAUUUUAUAAAAUGAUAUUAAGUGAAAAUAAUUAUCGCAAUUACUUGAGCUAAAAUAGCCUUUAUAAUUAUUUUUAACAAAUAUUACUGAGCAAUUAAAGUAUUUACUGAUAGUCUGGUAGAAAUAAUUGAAGAUUAUAAUUACAUUUAAAUAGAUAGUCGUACUACUGCGUAUUUAAAUCAAUGCAAUUGUUGUUAAAGUACAAAUGGCAAUGAUUAUAAUAAUAGAUUUAUUUUAAAGGCGCUAACAAUUUUUCCUUGUUAUAGUAAUAGUUUAUAAUUAAAUAUAUAUGAAUAUGUAUAUCCAAUAUAAAUCUAUCUAUAUAACUAUGUAAAGAAUUAUCUUGAAUGAAUCUAAUAAAUUUUUAUAAUAUGAAUGGUAAUAAAAUAAAACUCAAU
This is a messenger RNA of Microplitis mediator, 2533 nucleotides long. RefSeq lists its product as uncharacterized. The transcript is spliced from 2 exons. Lineage: Eukaryota; Metazoa; Arthropoda; Insecta; Hymenoptera; Braconidae. The record is from RefSeq and is a predicted model, not a curated record. Bases 243 to 1145 code for a protein of 300 amino acids.